GAGGUGUAGGGAUGACAGAGCAAGAGCUGGAAACAAACAUCAGUGAAGAAUGAAGGCUUUAGUAUGUAUACUGCUGCUGUUGGAAACCUUUGUAUUUGUCAUUCAGCAGCAGGUAAAUGGAGGACUCAAUGAGAAUGAGAUCAGUCAACAGAUCAGCUCUGAGGACGGAAGACAGAAUCCACCUCAAACAGACACUUUGAGAGCUGAAGCUUCAACUGACAGACAACAAUACUGUGAUCUGGGCAUUCCUGACAUCCAUGCAGUACUGAGAGAACUGACCGCCACCGUUACAGAGCAGAAAGCAAACAUCAGAGAACUGACCGCCACGUUCACAGAGCAGAAAGAAAACAUCAGAGAACUGACCGCCACCGUUACAGAGCAGAAAGAAAUUAACAGAGCUUUAGAGAUGCAACUGAGAGAUGAGAUGAACAAGAAAAAUGAAGAAAUGUCAAAUCUUACUCUGAGUCAAGUGGAGGAGUUGAGAAAGGAAAAUAGAGACAGAGAAAUAGCUUUUUCAGCUGGACUGAUGCAAUCUGGCAGUGGAUAUGUUGGACCUUUUACCACUGAAAUCACACUAACCUACAAGAAAGUCUUCACAAACAUAGGGAACGCCUACAACCCAGUUACAGGUAUUUUCACAGCCCCACUGAAAGGAGCGUACAUGUUCAGAAUCACAGUAUUUGGUCAUGGUGGAACUACAGCAAUUGUAUCCAUUUAUAAAAAUGGAGAGCAUGUGGUUGUAGCUCAGGAUGCGGUAAACUCCUCUAAUGGAGUUGUGUUGAUCCUGGAGGUUGGAGAUGUUGUCUAUGUGAGGCUUUGGUCUGGCAGGAGGAUAUAUGAUAACCAGAAUAAUCUCAACACUUUCAGUGGUUUCCUACUGUUUCCCUUAAGAGAACAAGAGCUUUGCAGAGUGUGAUUCCAAUAAUUCUGAACCUUCAGUGUAUGAAUUAAGAUGAAGCUCAUGAAGAAUCAUUAACAAAUGAACCUGUAUUAAAAAGGACUAAUGUGUGUUUGAAAUUUGCAAUAGAUUACUGUAUAAGAGUCUGAGUCUAUAAAUGUAACUUUAUAUAAAGUUUCAGCACUGAGACAGACAGGAUCCAAGAAUCUCACAUGUGACUCAAAAAUGUUUUUGUUAAAGUAGUAAAAAUACCUUUUUAAGUGUAGUUUGUUAGUGAUCCUUGAUCACUUUAUCCUACAG
Messenger RNA from Megalobrama amblycephala (Wuchang bream), 1198 nucleotides. Its product is annotated as heavy metal-binding protein HIP-like. Bases 50 to 916 code for a protein of 288 amino acids. The transcript is spliced from 4 exons. The record is from RefSeq and is a predicted model, not a curated record. Gene Ontology annotation, molecular function: protein binding. NCBI's taxonomy places the organism in Eukaryota, Metazoa, Chordata, Actinopteri, Cypriniformes, Xenocyprididae.